Messenger RNA from Durusdinium trenchii, 1562 nucleotides. NCBI's taxonomy places the organism in Eukaryota, Dinophyceae, Suessiales, Symbiodiniaceae. The record is from the annotation of a GenBank genome assembly.
UCUUCCGGUUCUCGAGUCAGCUUGCUUCACAUCCAAGCACUGCGGGCACUUCGGCCGGUUGAUGGCCUUGCGCUCUUCUUUGGGGCAUGUAUCAUGUGGCGUUCUGGCACAGACGCUCCAGGACGACAAGCGAGAGAGGAGUCACGCCGCCUAAUUGCACGACCUGCAGAUGGCCGUCAAAACGCUGUGGAGCUUCACAUCCCAAGUCUUGGUAGCUGGCAGCUGUUUGCAGCAUUGCUGAUCGUGGCUGCGAUGGUCAGCUCUCUUUCAGUGGGAGUUAAGCACUUGAAACAACAAAAACAUGCCAAGAUGGCCGGUGAUCAGUUUCGGGACUUGGAAGGGGAAACCAAAACAGGAGGGCCCAAUGUGGCCUUGCGUUCCCCGGAAUGCCUGAAGGAAGGUGUGACCUUUCCGAUCAAGGCCAUCCUGCAGAACAACUUGGCAGGCAAAGGUCCUGACCAAGGGGAGGAGACGAUCGAAUACCUGGUCACCAGAGAAGCCUAUGGCUCAGACACUGAGGACUUCAAGGUCUCGUUGCAUGCCAUGAGUGCUUAUGAGCCUCACCCGGCGGAAUGGAACGGCCUUCAAGGUAACUUUGGGAUCAUCAACGAACUUCCUGGCAGAGAUGUUCGAUUGAGAUUCAAGUUCAAAGACAUGGCCAAUGCGCCGGUUUGGCUGCAAAGUUUCGACCUUUUGGUGUGCGACUUGGAUGGCGGCUCCAGUUCCACGGAAUACGUCAGAGCUUUUGGACGUCACCAAGCAUAUUGGGCGAAGAAUACCCAGUUGCAGUUGAGAUCAUUUGGCGACUCCGUGGAGUAUAGCUUGAACUAUCCCUACAGGAAGGAGCUAUCUUCUCUAACGGAUUUGGGGGCUGGCAACCCGACCUAUGCUGGUGAACUCACACCUGAGCAGCAAAGGACCUGCGUGAGCUUGCGCUUUGGAAAGGUCGACCACAUUGACCUGGUGCUGGGCUCCGAACGCCCGGACUCCGCUGCUUCCGGCGACCGAGCCUGGCGUGAUAAUCACAGUGACGCAGGUGCGCCUGGCCCAGGCGUCCGAUCCUUCUUUUUCGCCUUCACUGGCUUGGAGCACUGUGCUAUGCAACAUGCCAGCUCAAGCACCACAUCCACAACAGCAACCAUCAGCACCUUGACCUGGACCACACAUACGGUGACCUCUUCAACCAGGAGCACCGUCACCACCACGCCCUUCAGCACCUCGACCAUCAUCUCGCGCACCAGCACGACGGAGGUCAUGGGCCUCCCCUUCUUUGCCGGUCCAGGUGAUCUGCCAGUGCGGCCGGUGGAGAAAUCAUUGCGAUUUCUGUCUUUGUGGGCCUAUGUGGGUGUCCUGGUGAGUAUUGCGCUAGGCCUUGUGAUGUACUGGCUUUGCUACCUUCGACAACGACGAGGAGCCAUCUCUUCGCAAAGAUUGUUGCAGCUUUGAUGGCUUCAAUCCGCCGCGGGUACGGAAGGUCCAGAAACCAAGGGGUUCAGCGAAUGUGAAUCACAGUGUCGUAGAAGUCAGAGUCCGAGUGGGACGGCAUGUGUGAUCUUGACUGG